Messenger RNA from Dreissena polymorpha, 1276 nucleotides. Its product is annotated as low-density lipoprotein receptor-related protein 12-like. The transcript is spliced from 9 exons. The coding region runs from base 75 to 1205 and encodes 376 amino acids. Gene Ontology annotation, molecular function: protein binding. Lineage: Eukaryota; Metazoa; Mollusca; Bivalvia; Myida; Dreissenidae. The record is from RefSeq and is a predicted model, not a curated record.
AUAAAAGAUAGCAAGAUGUGGGAUAAAAUAAGUGGCACCUCUCUCCAUUGUACUAUUAAGUUGUUUCCCUCGUCAUGUCCACACUGAAUACAGCUAUCUUCUGCGCGCUGUUUGCAUUGGUACACGCUGGAAUCGUCCAGCGUUCGUUCCAGUGCGGGAACCAGUCGUACUACACGAGCGAUAACGGUAUCAUCCGGAGUCACGCCGGUUACGACCACGGCCAUGACUACGGCAAGGACCUCGACUGCCUGUGGACCAUAGAGGCGCCACCUGGCAAGAUGGUGCAGCUCGUGGCCAAUACAUUCAAUGUCGAGGGAGAUUAUAACUGCCAGUACGAUUACGUGGAGUUGUUUGACGGCAACUCGACCGGCGCCACGAGCCUGGGCCGCUUCUGCGGGCACACGUUCCUGCCCAUAUCCUCCACCCAGCGUUUCCUCACCCUCAACUUUGUCACCGACCACGCGACAGGCUUUCGUGGUUUUGAGUUCUUCUACAACUUCACGGAUCACAUCAUCCAUACCUGUCGGCAGGGCCAGUUUCUGUGCACUAACGGGCGCUGUAUCACCGGCAGCUACCGGUGUGACGGACAGGAUGACUGCGGGGAUGACAGCGACGAGACUUCCUGUCGAAACACAUCGCCCUCUCUCACUUCCUGCGGCUUCAACGAGUUCCGGUGUGUCCGUGUUUCGUUCCUUCAGAACCCAUGUAUCCCGAGCUACUUUGUGUGCGACGGAGACAACGACUGCGGCGACAACUCGGACGAGUCCGGUCCGGCCUGCUCGGGAUCAUCACACUUCUCCACUAACAUCUUCAGUAACUUCUUCACAACAGCGGUGUCGUUCUCAAACAGCAGAGCGUGUGGCAUUAGAGACUUCACCGGAACUUUCGGCAACAUCAGCAGUCCCGACUACCCCCUCAGCUACCCCGGAGCAGCCCAGUGCACGUACCACGUGACCGCCCCUUCCGGAACCAAGAGUAUCGCAUUCGAGUUCGAUCCUCGUUUCCACCUGGAGGACGACCUCAGAUGUUCAUACGACUAUGUCAUCGUCGAAUCGAAGCAAGGCCACCAGUCUCAUGGUCCGUUCUGUGGUGGAACGGCCCCGGACCCGUUCGAGAUCCAGGGUAACGAGGCGGAUAUCCGGUUCAUCUCCGACUCCUCAAACGAAAACACGGGCUUCCUGCUAACGUGGAAGGCGACAAGUUAAUCGGAGCUGUGAACGCCACUUGUCAAUAUCCGCGUGCAUGUUACAUGUUUAGAAAAAACAUAUGAAACCAG